Messenger RNA from Fragaria vesca subsp. vesca, 993 nucleotides. Its product is annotated as transcription factor MYB44-like. Gene Ontology annotation, molecular function: RNA polymerase II cis-regulatory region sequence-specific DNA binding; DNA-binding transcription factor activity, RNA polymerase II-specific. Lineage: Eukaryota; Viridiplantae; Streptophyta; Magnoliopsida; Rosales; Rosaceae. The transcript is spliced from 3 exons. Gene Ontology annotation, cellular component: nucleus. Bases 88 to 993 code for a protein of 301 amino acids. Gene Ontology annotation, biological process: regulation of DNA-templated transcription. The record is from RefSeq and is a predicted model, not a curated record.
GACUCUAGUUAUCGUCAAGAUUUGAACUUUUUUCCAUCUCAACUUUCUCUCUCAAACACCACCUUUGGAGUCGUGGCUAGUUCUGAAAUGGGUGACGGUGUUCAUGACAGAAAGAGAAAGAGCACCAUGUCUCUGAAUCUUGCUGGAGACGAAUCUGAUCAUGAAGAUGUUAUACAGAACCCUGCUGCUGCUGGAAGCACUAAGCUUUGUGUUAGAGGUCAUUGGAGGCCAGCUGAAGACUCCAAACUCAAACAACUUGUGGCCCAGUUUGGUCCUCAAAACUGGAACUUAAUUGCUGAGCACCUUGAUGGCAGAUCAGGGAAAAGUUGCAGACUGAGGUGGUUUAACCAGCUAGAUCCAAGGAUCAACAGAAGGGCUUUCAGUGAGGAAGAAGAAGAGAGGCUUUUAUCUGCUCACAGGCUCUAUGGCAACAAAUGGGCCAUGAUUGCAAGGCUCUUCCCAGGAAGGACUGAUAAUGCUGUCAAGAAUCAUUGGCAUGUCAUCAUGGCUAGAAAGCACAGAGAGGAAUCCAAUGUUUUCAAGAGAAGGAAGCCCUCUUCUAAUUCACUGCCUCAACAUGAUCAUGAUCAACAAGAUGGGACUAAGAAUAAUGCCUCCAGUGAUCGUUCAACAAUCUCAAUCAAUACCAGCAAUGAUGAAUCUGGGUCUGCAGCCUCUGCCUCAACAUGUACUAAUCUCUCCCUCACUCCCUCAAACAGGCCAGCGCUGCUUCCCAGCUUAUUUAGCAACAUCAAAAAUCCAUUUCAGCAACAGAAAAUCUUUGGAUCACAAAUGGUUGCAGACUCUGGCAGGAUCAAGGGCAAUGGGAAUGGUCAGUCAUCAGAUUCAAACUCUGAAGUUUCUGGAGAAGAAUCGGUUCUUACCACCUAUAGGACCAACAACAAUAAUGUUUCUUCCAUGUCUGGAGAAGAUCAAAUUGAGAAGAUGAGCCUGAUCCCAUUCAUUGAUUUCCUUGGAGUAGGCUCUACUUAA